AUGUUCUUACCCCUAGCACAGGCCGUAGACCGUGUUCUCAAGGAAUCUGGAGUCUCUGAGCAGAUCUUGUAUAACCGAGCAAAGGGACUCCUCCUGAUUGGUGCUAUCUUCAAGCAGACCGUCCCCGACGAGACUGACGAGGAGCGACGUGAACUCGAGAGAAUGGUCGCGGAGGCCGCGUCGGGCAAGUCUAAGCACCACCAGCUCCGCGCCGAGAAGCGUGCGAAGAAGCACGAAUCCGCCGCGACCCCCACAACCAGCACGAGCGCCCCAGAGAAGCCCGCCCCCGACGCCGCGAAGGCGGAGAAGGCGCCGCCUGCGUCCUCCGCAUGA
Molecule: messenger RNA, 333 nt
Organism: Trametes versicolor FP-101664 SS1
Lineage: Eukaryota; Fungi; Basidiomycota; Agaricomycetes; Polyporales; Polyporaceae
Exons: 3
Coding region: 1-333 (110 amino acids)
Biological process (GO): protein import into peroxisome matrix
Cellular component (GO): cytosol
Source: RefSeq, a predicted model, not a curated record